This is a messenger RNA of Malus domestica (apple), 366 nucleotides long. Lineage: Eukaryota; Viridiplantae; Streptophyta; Magnoliopsida; Rosales; Rosaceae. The record is from RefSeq and is a predicted model, not a curated record.
AUGGCAGAAAGUGUUGUCACCUUCUUGCUCGACAGGCUCACCUCCUUGAUCGAACAGGAGGGGAGACUAUUCUCAGGGGUCCAAGCACAGAUCGAGGAUAUCAUCGAUGAGUUGGAGCGCAUUAAAGCCUUCUUAAGGGUUGCUGACACAGAGGAAGACGAAGACCCUCGACUCAAAGUGUGGGUUAAACAAGUCAGAGACUUGGCUUAUGAGAUUGAAGAUGCGCUUGACAAAUUCAGGCUCUCUCAUUCACAUGUUCACAGGCACGGAUUCCAUGCAAUCCCUUCGUUAAUUCAAUUAUGGAUGGCUGAAGAAUUUGUCAUCGAAAAGAACGGAAAGACACCAGAAGAAGUUGCUGAGAGUUAA